Molecule: messenger RNA, 315 nt
Organism: Schistosoma mattheei
Lineage: Eukaryota; Metazoa; Platyhelminthes; Trematoda; Strigeidida; Schistosomatidae
Source: the annotation of a GenBank genome assembly
AUGAACGCUUUAAGUCAUAAAGAGUCACGAAAACGAAGACCAACUCAAUGCAACCAAGAUGUACACACUGACGUUUCUUCCCAAAACAAAUGCACAGAGAUCCCUACAAACUCACGAACACUAAGCCACAUAUCCAGCACAGUGUCGACAGCAGCUGUACAAGUACGUGAUCAAGCUAUCAAUUUAACCAGGAGAGUUUUGUGGACACAAAGUGCCGAUGUGUCUUACUCUAUCAUCUCACCCAUUUUAUCUGAUUCUAAAGUCGCUAACUCCUCGAGUUCAUUUGAUGAGAAACCAAAGUUUUUGGAAACCUAG